CACUCUCUCCACCACUCACACGCGCGUGUGGCUGCUCUGUGGUCUUAGAGAGAGAGAGAGUGAGCGAGUGAUUAAAACUGGAAGGUAAAAGGUAAACAGUGCCUCAGUGGGAUCAGGAAGCGGUAGAAAUGGCGGUGCCUUGGACUGCAGGUUUCAGUGUUCAGCGAAUGUAGUAGAAUCUAGUUUUCUCUCGUGUUUGUUGGUAGAGAAUAGAAUACCUCUAGUUUACUAUCUGGUGCAUUUUUUUUAUUCUUCCUUGGUGUGUGUGCUUCUCCUUCUAUCGGAAGUAGCCUUUUGGCACAGUCCAGACAACAACGUAAUUUUCAUUCAUUUGAUCUGACCCAGGAGAAGGGAGUUGCGUCGACGUUCAAUCAUUCCUGAUGGCAUCAGAAAGAGUGCAGCGACGCAAACCAAGGAGAAUAUCCAAGAAGCACAUAUUUUCGGACGAGAAAGUUCAAGAGAUUCGGGAUGCGUUCCAUAUGUUUGACAAAAAUGGAGAUGGGAUGAUCACAAGCGACGAGCUGGGCUCGGUGAUGAUAUCCUUAGGUCAAAGGGCGUCGGCGCAUGAGAUCAAGAACUAUAUUAGAGCCGUGGACCUUGAUCGAGACGGCAACAUUGACUUCGAUGAGUUUGUCGACAUCUUUGCCCGCAAGGUAACCAUGGACCCCGAAGCAGAGCUACGAGAAGUCUUCAAAGCUUUCGAUUCAAACCACGAUGGGUUUAUCGUCCCUGAGGAACUCUUCAACGUCUUGAAAAAGCUUGGAGAAAACACGUCAUUGAACGAAGCCCGGGAAAUGAUUAAAGAGGCAGAUCUCAACAGCGACGGAAAGGUCGACUACGCAGAAUUCAAGAACAUCUACUGGUCGAAGAGUCAAAAAUAGCACAGCCCAGCAUUUCCGCCUUCUGUAUAUAUACUGACUGUUGAGAGGAUGAGAGAGUGAAGAUCGUCCUCGUGUUGUGUAAACGUGCUAUUGCUGUGGAUGUAUAUUACGAGUAUUAUAUAUCAAAGAUUGCACAUAACAAGAUAGUCCACUCUUUUCUUUUUGAGGCAAUUUUAAAAAGUGUCCUAAUAAAUCCGGUGGCGCCCUCUUCGAAAAAGCGCGGACUUUGCGAUCAGAGUUACCCUACUUGUGGGAAAAACAAUCAAAGGGAAACAAGCUGUGUUAUUCUUGAUCUUCUUCUGGAGAAACGAAAGAGAGCUUCAAAACAAAGGACAGUCACGCCAUCUGAAGCAAAGCGCGGACUUCUGCGGACAGAUUUUUUGCCGAGUGAACUAUCUUGUCAAGAACGGUCUUUGAUAAUAGUAAAUUAAUUUACAUCCAGUUUCCGGGCUUCGUUUCCACGCCUGCUUAUUCUUCGGGGACAACCCACGGGCGAAGUUCGAGUUCAAGCGAUGCGAUUACGUCGAAUGGUUCGAAAUUAUUCGAGUUGUCACGUCAUUCGACAAGGGUAUCCUAUCAAAAACUGCAUGAUGUAAUGAUGUUUCAAGUUAUCUAACAGGAAACUGUUAUUGAUUGACAUGGAGAAGCCUUUUUUUCCCCAGCGAGACGAACUCGUCUCUUUGAUGGAAUUCGUGGAAUUCGAAGUCAUCUUUUGUUAUCCUCGCCUCCUUCUUCAACUCCUUUGUUCGUACUGCGUCCACAAAAACAGCUCACAAAGGAGAAUACUAGUCUAAUACUACUGUUGACCUGUGAACUCUUCAGUGCAAGCCUUAACAUGGCUUACACAACUCGCUCGUUAUGAUGUCUGUAUGAACACGCAACUAAAUGAAAAUCAUCAUCACAAAAAAUUGUUAAUUAAUAAUUCUAUUUUUAAAA
Messenger RNA from Aplysia californica (California sea hare), 1817 nucleotides. Its product is annotated as neo-calmodulin. NCBI's taxonomy places the organism in Eukaryota, Metazoa, Mollusca, Gastropoda, Aplysiida, Aplysiidae. The transcript has 6 exons. Bases 381 to 881 code for a protein of 166 amino acids. Gene Ontology annotation, molecular function: calcium ion binding. The record is from RefSeq and is a predicted model, not a curated record.